AUGAGUACGGUUGAGAUGACCGAGAAGAAUGAAAAUGUCGCCCGUAGACCAAGAAGCAAGAGUCCGCCAUGGGGAGCCAGCUGGCGAAGUUCGACUUGGUAUAUCACCAUAGUGGUGACUUAUGGAGCGAUGACCGAAGCACUUUGCUAUAUGGUGGGUGUACCAGUCAUUCCAUUUCGACUGGAAGAUUUGGGAUAUGACCAUAUAUCCACCAAGGCAUCAUGGUUCCUCUUCUCAUACUGUAUAGCUAUAGCUGUCUCCACACUGCCUACCGCUAUCUUUCUUGACAGAAAAGCAUGGCGACGUGGUCCUCUAAUGGCAGCCACCUGUGCCAUGCAAGUUGCGCUACUACUUCUUAUCUUCGUGGACAAAUAUGCCGUAAUGAUCUUGGCUCGUACUAUACAGGGAUUAUCCUGCUCUAUCAUCUGGUCCAUCGGAUUCGCUCUGAUUUGCGAGAACGUCGAAAAGAAGAAUAUAGGUCGUCAACUUGGUUUCGCAUUUUCCGGUAUGAGUAUCGGCAACAUUGUGGGUCCAGCAGCUGGAGGGGGUCUGUACACCACACUAGGCUGGAAAGCGCCUUGGAUAUUUUGCAUGAUUGUAUGUAGCGUAGAGCUACUCGGACGAUGGUUAGCAGUCGAACAGAAGGACCUGAUCAAAUACCAACAUGGCUCACCAACAUCGAGUGAAGAAGCGACGAACACUAUCGCAAGUUCGAGCAACAAUCGACAAUCUCUGGAUCAUACGCCUUAUUCCGACCAAGCAGCGAAUGAUCAGACGAACCGUGACGAGCGCAAAAAGGAAUCUGCAUUGCAAGUGGUUAAGUUCCUCUUUACGCUUCCAAGGAGCCUUACAGGUAUUGCUGUGAAUUUUCGUUUGGGUUUGAUUCUUGGUGCUAUCGAUCCGACAUUGACCUUGAGGUUGAGAGAUCAAUGGGGAAAAGACUCUCAUUUCGCAGGUUUAGUCUACCUGGCAACGGCCGUACCUUGCUUGAUCACUUCUCCAGUCGAAGGUUGGCUAGCCGAUAAGAUUGGUGCAGAAUGGAUAUUAUCCCCUGCAGCCAUUCUGUCAGCACCUUUCCCUUUGUUGAUGAUGUUGAGCAAGAGUCUGCCAGGGUUUAUUAUCUGUUUCGUUCUGUUCUUCGUCUUACUUAAUAGUACCCUUGCGCCUGUUGGGGUAGAAGUCGCUGCAGUGGCAGCCCAGAACAGGGGAAUAAGCGAACUGCACCAGUUUGCCGCACUGAACUUGGCUUGGUCUAUAUCGGGUGCGGUGGGUACAAUCAUCGGAGGACAGCUAUACGAUCACGUAGGGUGGAAUGCAAUUUGUUGGUUUUCUUUUGCAACUAGUCUUGUUCUGUUGCCAGUGACAAUGGUAUACACCGGUGAAAGACCAUUAUUUUAUCGAAUGGUUUACAAAAAAUCUCAACAAAGUCCCCCAUCAGAAGAACAGUAG
Messenger RNA from Kwoniella mangroviensis CBS 8507, 1449 nucleotides. RefSeq lists its product as uncharacterized. The record is from RefSeq and is a predicted model, not a curated record. The transcript has 14 exons. NCBI's taxonomy places the organism in Eukaryota, Fungi, Basidiomycota, Tremellomycetes, Tremellales, Cryptococcaceae. Gene Ontology annotation, biological process: transmembrane transport. Gene Ontology annotation, molecular function: transmembrane transporter activity. Bases 1 to 1449 code for a protein of 482 amino acids.